Symbiodinium pilosum is the source of this 1491-nucleotide messenger RNA. Lineage: Eukaryota; Dinophyceae; Suessiales; Symbiodiniaceae. The record is from the annotation of a GenBank genome assembly.
AUGGGCACAGAGUUUGCUCAGCGGGAGCUCGGUUUGCAAGCCUCUGCAGCAUCCUCUGGGCGACGGGUUCGUUCUGUGAGAGCGUGCCGGGCGGUGGACAAGGCUGCCUUCGACCAGAUCCAGACACUCUGCGCCGUAAAGCUUCCCAGCGAUGGCGCGUAUCGCCUUCGGCAGUUGGAAGGUGUUCUUCCAGUUUGCCUUGCUGUGCGUCGGGACCAGGGUCUCAACAACGUUGUCACGGAAAAGCACGGCGCCUGUGAGCGCGGCUUUAGUCUGUUGCUGCUGGCCCCCAACAUGACGCCCGGGACCCUUCCGCCGGAGGUCCACGAGGCGGUCCAAUCCUUAAAUGGAUCUUUCACCGCAUACCAGCUACAUUGGGGCUACGAGAAUUUCAAUUACAAGGAAGUCUUGAGCCGCUUGCUUCCUGCGGAUGUGGCAGUGCCCAUGGGCCAUGAGAUUGUUGGCCACGUUGCUCAUUUCAACCUCCUGCCAGAGCACUGGCCGCAUCGCCAUCUCAUCGGCCAGGCCAACGUGCUGCUGGACAAGUGCAAGAGUGUGCGGACAGCCGUUGCGAAACGUGGGUUUGUCCAAGACGAAUACCGGACUUUUGACAUGGAGGUGAUCGCCGGGGAAGAAGACACUGUAGUCGAGCUGAAAGAAUUCGGCCUCAAGCUCCAGUUCGACUUCCGGAAGGUCUACUGGAACUCGCGCUUGGCGAGUGAGCGCGGGCUCGUAGCUGCGGAGUGUGGAGACAGCGAGGCCUUCAUCGACUUGGCUGGUGGUGUUGGGGCUUUAGCCCUUCUUUGUGCAAGGAAGGGUUGUCACGUGGUGAUCAAUGACCUGAAUCCAGAAGCAGCGGCAGCUGCGAAGGAGAACGCUCGCAGGAAUCGAUUGAACGUGGAGGUCUUGCAGAUGGAUGCGAAGCUUGUGCUCCAUAGCGUCCUCAGUGGAAACUUGCAGAAAUUCGGCCUCAGCAUGCCCGAGGUGCAGACUACUCGUUUGUCAUUCAAUCUGCCAGAAAUGGCGUUAGAGAUUCUUUGUGGAGAGCUCCAGCCUCUUCGAGACUACAUUGACCCGGGAGUUGCUGAACACCCUUCGAAGGACGGCUUGCGCAGGUUUCGCGUUCACUGCUACACUUUCGACUACUCAGAAGAGGCUGUAGGCACGCGCCUAGACCGCCUCCUGGGUUUCGUGCCAGAAGCGACAAAGAUUCGCAAAGUGCGGCUGGUGGCGCCGAGCAAGAUUAUGUACUGUGUUGAGUUUGCUUUUUCGCUGCCCGUGCAGAAGUCUUGGAAGAAUACCUUCCCAGACGAUGGUAGCACUGGGCGAAUUCCUCAAGAAUCAAAGCAUGUGCUCCGCACACGAGGCCACCGCAGCCUAGAAAGAGUGCCACUUAUUGGGUUCAACUGUUACGCUGGCCUGGUGUAUGUGAUUGUGGCGACUAGGAGCUGGCGGAACUUCGAGCAUCUGUUGACCUGGCUCCUUGGCUAA